Molecule: messenger RNA, 1809 nt
Organism: Emericellopsis atlantica
Lineage: Eukaryota; Fungi; Ascomycota; Sordariomycetes; Hypocreales; Bionectriaceae
Exons: 3
Coding region: 1-1809 (602 amino acids)
Biological process (GO): nuclear-transcribed mRNA poly(A) tail shortening; regulation of mRNA stability
Cellular component (GO): P-body
Molecular function (GO): mRNA binding; protein binding; translation repressor activity
Source: RefSeq, a predicted model, not a curated record
AUGUCCGGAAAUCACCCUGGCACCAACCGCAACAGCACCCCGGAGGCGAACGCGGGCUCCUCGCUCCGUCCUCCCUCUUCCCGAGCCGUGGGUGCUGGCCAUUCUCUCCGUGCGUCUGCCGACGUGGCUGCGUUGACGGGCUCUUCUGCAGCCAGUCGCAUCCGUCCUUCGUCCGACUUCUAUGGCCAGAGCCAGCAGGGUCAGGGAACGGGAGGGUCUGAAAAUGACCCCCAGGACAAACUUGCCCAGCAAUGGAUCGCGGACAUUGACCAGUACGAGACAACGCUGGAGGACAUGGCCGCCGCGACGCUGGACCAGGACUUCAAGGAUGAGCUGAGUGCUAUUGAGCAAUGGUUCCGCGUCCUUAGCGAGGCCGAGCGAACGGCUGCUCUCUACGCACUCUUGCAGCAGACGACCCAAGUGCAGAUUCGCUUCUUCAUCCAGGUCCUCCAGCAAAUGGGCAAAAACCACCCCAUGUCGGGCGUGCUGUCCCCGGCAAACUUUGACAAGGAUCCCAUGUCGAACCGGCUGAGUGAUGCCAUGAGCAAGCUGAAUGUGGAGUCCAGUCGGACUUCCUAUGCCAGGAACUCGACCGUUGGCUCGACGAAGCGUAACUCUGUGCUCGACCCCUCGACGGUCAACGCCAUGUUCCCGGACGCCGCUGCCGCCAUUGCUACCGAGAAGGCCAAGUUCACCCAGCAGACCGGCAACCCGCCGCCUUCCAACAGGAACAGCCUCGCCGUCGACCCUGCUCGAAGCUCGAUGCCGCCUCCGGGGUUCUCUGGCGAAUCGAACACUGGUAAUCAGUCGUCUCAGACGCCGAUGGGCCAGUUCGUCCAGCCCCCUCCGUCCGCGGGCUUACGCUCUCCUCGACCCCCUCUGUCGAACAACGCACCGAUCCAGAACACGACGCUGUCUGCGCCCGACAAGAACCAGGGUGAACUUCCGAUGCUGUCGCCGUACAAUCCAAACGGAGGCAACUGGGCCUCCAUGGUCAACACUCCGAUGACAGCCAACUUCAAUAAUCAGGGUGGCAACAACAACAAUAACGGAGGAAACCAAGCCGAUAUGAUUGCGAAUGCGACGGCCAUGAAGCUUGCGGCGCUGUCCACCGUCAACAACCGCUUCGCUCUGGACGACGUCCGCAAGUACCGCAGGACAAGGUCGAACGAUGGAUCCGGAAAGGGUCAGGUGCCGGCUUCGCCUGGACCCCAAAACAUGAACUUCCCAGGCACUAAUGUUGUCAUGAUCAACGAACACGGUCAGGUCUUGAGCCAGGAGCAGAUCAUGGCUCUGCAGGCCCACCAGAACAUGAACUUCCAAGGUCAGCGGUCGAGGCCCAACUCCCCUGGUGCUGCCAUGCAACCCGGCAUGGGCCCUAUGCACUCGUUUGCGUCCCCGCAAAACAAUGGCUUCUUGAGUGCUUACGAUGGGUCGUCUGGGCUGAUGAACAAUGGCAUCCCGACUGUCAAUCUGGGCCAGCUUGGUGUCACUGGUCACGAGGGCUAUCUGUCGGACCACUCCGACAUGGUGCGAGGACGCUCUCCCCGCGGACGUCGCGGCAGCUCGAAGCCCCCAGAGGACCCGACCGAUCCUACCUUGUUGCAGGACAUCCCAAGCUGGUUGCGCAGCCUGCGUCUCCACAAGUACACGGACAAUCUCAAGGACAUGAAGUGGGUUGACCUGGUCGAGCUGGAUGACAAGGCUCUGGAACAGCGUGGCGUCAAUGCGCUAGGUGCUCGGCGCAAGAUGCUCAAGGUGUUUGAGCAGGUGAAGGAAGCGAAAGCCGAGGGCAAGCCUGCCCAGUAA